AUGAUGGAAAUAGCUCAGAAGUUGAAUUGCUUGACUUGGCUGGAAGAGGAUUUGGGUACGUUACCUGAUGGCAGAGAAAUUGUAGUUAAAAGGCUCUCAAGAACUUCCAGCCAAGGACUAAGAGAGUUCAAGAAUGAAGUCAUUUUAAUUACAAGGUUACAACAUAUGAAUCUUGUCAAACUCUUGGGUUGUUGCUUGAAGCAAAACGAGUCCUUGCUCAUCUACGAGUGCAUGCCCAACAAAAGCUUAGAUGUCUUCUUCUUUAAUUCAACUAUAGGCAAGUUGCUAGACUGGAAGAGACGCUUUCUCAUAAUUAAUGGAAUUUCUCGAGGCGUAUUAUAUUUGCAUGAGGAUUCUCGACUUAGAAUUAUUCAUAGGGACCUUAAAGCUAGCAACGUUUUGUUGGAUCAAGAGAUGAAUCCCAAGGUAUCGGAUUUUGGAAUGGCAAGGAUUUUUGGUGGAAAUCAAAGUGAAGCCAACACAAAUAGAAUUGUUGGAUCAUAUGGAUAUAUGACUCCAAAGUAUGCUAUGGAAGGAUUAUUUUCUGUUAAAUCAGAUGUUUUUAGUUUUGGGGUUAUUUUGCUCAAGAUACUAAAUGGGAAGAAGAAUAGUGAGUUUCAUCUUUUUGAGCACGGUCACAGCCUCCUCACUUUUGCAUGGAAAUUAUGGUCUGAAGGUCAUGGAUUGGAGUAG
This is a messenger RNA of Camellia sinensis, 693 nucleotides long. NCBI's taxonomy places the organism in Eukaryota, Viridiplantae, Streptophyta, Magnoliopsida, Ericales, Theaceae. The record is from RefSeq and is a predicted model, not a curated record.